AGAGAGGGUGCAGCUGAGAGCACUUUGAGAUUGCAGUCUCAUGGGAGAGGCAGCAGGGCUCUCAUUGGCCAGGCACCAAGGGGGUAAGGUCAUAAAAGGGCAGGAGCCAGCAGACAAAGGACUGGAAGUUGGUAGCAGUGUGGGUGUAGCCGGUGACCUUUUAAUGUGUUUUUAAACAGGAUUUCUCUCCUGAGUGCUACUUCUCCCUAGUCCUGAUCUGGAACAGUUGUUACUCCUGCUUAUUUGACCUGUCGUCAUGGAACAGAUGCUGCAGUGCCCCUAUGACAAAAACCACAAAAUCCGUGCAAGCCGCAUGCAGUACCAUCUGGCCAAAUGCAGAGAGAACAAUCCGGACACAGCAAGGGGAAAGCUGCCUUGUCCUUUUAACGCAUGCCACGUGACCUACAGAGCAGAAAUGGGAAGACACAUGGGCGAGUGUCCGGACAGGAGCAGAGAUUUGGGACACAACGAGUCCUUCCUUACCAGCGAGGAGAAUAAAGCGCUCAGCUCCUGGCAGGCCCCCCCUCCAAAAGAGAACUGGGAACCAGAUGAGGCUGAAGAAUCUACAGCAGCUCCUUUUGUUUUUGGUGCCUGGGCCCCCAAGGCUUUGACCUGCCAGAGUGAUGAAAACUCAGAAAAAAAAGAGGACCCCCAGAAGGGCCGUCGAAACCGGCGCAAGAAAGCCAAGCAGGAGAAGAACUUGUGACUGCCCAACCAGCGAUUGGUUCUUCUGAGGAUAUGGCCAGAAACUACCAACUGAGAACAAGCCAGAAGAGAAAGAAACGUUUUAAACUCUCAAUUCUUUUCUUUCUUUUUUUUUCCUUUCUUUCCCUCCCCCUCCCCCAACCACCCGAACAACAAGCCUUUUAUUAAAACUACUUCUGAAGGAAUUUUUUGUAGCCUCCCAGUGGUUACAUUUUAGGUAUUGUUAACCAUUUUAAUUCUUGCCGCUCUUGGUAUUUUAUGGUUUUUUAAUUAAUAAUUGUGAUUCAAAUAAUAAAGCUUGUU
Tachyglossus aculeatus (Australian echidna) is the source of this 1008-nucleotide messenger RNA. Its product is annotated as gametocyte-specific factor 1-like. NCBI's taxonomy places the organism in Eukaryota, Metazoa, Chordata, Mammalia, Monotremata, Tachyglossidae. The transcript has 8 exons. The record is from RefSeq and is a predicted model, not a curated record. Bases 257 to 706 code for a protein of 149 amino acids.